AUGAAAUCGUUUUGUACCUUCGCCGCACUGGCGGUCGCAUCCGCAAUUGCUCAAGGGAGCUUUGCUGAUGCCAUCGGUCAAGGCAGAGCAACAUUCCAAAAGCUUCGCUCCAUUGCCAAUGUAACGGGGCUGACUGAGCUAGCAGACGCCCAACACUGCACGGUUGAAAUAAACAAGUUUCGGAAGGAAGUGGAUCCCAAUGCAAAAGAAUACAUAGCAAACGAAGAGGGAGAGCCAGAUACGGAUAUUGCAAGCUUCCUUUCGACGACAUGCGAAAAUCUCAAGUCCGGGGAUUUUACAAACAUAAUUGGGGAUGACGAAGAUAAAGCAUUUGUCAUUUCGGCCACACGGUCACCUGAAGCCCUACGGACCGCAAUGACCUGUGAGGAAGCCGUUCAACAAUGGAAAGAAGGAUAUUCAGUCUUCUCGGGUGAAUACCCUGGAGUGUUCAAGGAAAGCGGAGAACCAUACACCGACCCGAAUGCUGUAGCCUUUGUCAGCUUGUUGAGCGAAAAACCGGAGAUUAUUUACUGCGGCACUCCGACAGGUUGUGACGAGGGAAGCAUUGUAUGCUAUAUCAAGCCCUCAAGCAUAACUGAAGGGAGCCAUCCAAUUACUCGCCAGAUGUGGCAUAAGGUUGAGGCAAGCAAAGGCUUGAAGCCCACACUGGAGGCUCACGGUGAUGGCCACAAAAACUGCUUGGAAGCCGUCAAUGCUGUGCGUACCGUGAAGGGGCUGGGCCUUCCCGAAUUCACUGGUCCAGUGGACACGAAGAACAUGAAGAGGAGAAAUGCGAUUGGCGAUGCCACCGCUUAUGAGAAUGCAUUGUAUAACCUGAAGUGUGAAGAUAUAAAGGAUUCAAAAAUCCAUCCAAAUGUUGGAGAUGAAUACACUCUUAUCUACGCUAUUAAACAAGGGGACAAACCCCCAACAGCGGAAGAAGCAGUCGAAUUCUGGAAGGGCGGAUUCACUAAGCUUGGCACCGACGUCCCGCCGGCUUUUACUCUCAUGAAGCCCACACGCACUGAAGGAAUUGACGGCACAAUAUACUACGACAACGCAGUGGCGGGCUUCGCUUCCCUCAUGGUUGAUGAUGCCCGCGAGAUGAGGUGCUAUGACGCUACGGGCUGUGACAAUUCCGCUCUGAUCUGCUUCCUGUCAGAGCCGACCUUGGUGGAAAAUCACGAACCCAUCAGUGAAGAUACAUGGAAUAAGAUUUUGGCUCUCCAGAACGGAGAAGGUGACGAGAGUGAUGACAAGGAGGCUGAACUCGCAAAACGCGAUGAAGAUGAUAACUGCCUCGAAGAAAUAAAUGAAUUCCGCACUCAAGAAGCCCUUGGCCUGAAACCCUUCCUUGCCGAGAAACCAGCUGCUGAAGAAGGAGCGAAAGAUUCGACAGAAUCCGACUCUGUGGACUCUGUGGACUUCCCGACGGGCUUGACCUGCUCCGCCCUUGCGGAUGACAAUGCUCAGAUCUUGGAUUCCAAUUCAAAACGCAGCCUGAUGUACUACUAUGGCAGCGACGCAUCUUGCUCCGAAGCUGUCAAGGCUUGGAAAAAGGGCUAUGACAAGUUCAGGUGGGGUUGA
Molecule: messenger RNA, 1587 nt
Organism: Eimeria mitis
Lineage: Eukaryota; Apicomplexa; Conoidasida; Eucoccidiorida; Eimeriidae
Product: SAG family member
Exons: 11
Coding region: 1-1587 (528 amino acids)
Source: RefSeq, a predicted model, not a curated record